AUGGCGACGGUGGGGAGGAGAGCACUCGAGCAGGUCGUCGUGCACGAGGACGAGCCUGACCGCAUCCACGGCGGCGAGAGCACCGAGGACGAGACUUCCGAGAUGGACGAGAGCAGAGGUCCGCUGGAGGAGAGCGGUGGCACAGUCUCCGACGAGGAGGCCGAGGAAGUCGACGAAGGCGUCCUGGACGACAUGGAAAGUUUCGAGCAAACCUUCAGAAACAUCGGCUCGCGGUACCGUCUCAUCAACCGCAUUGGGGAGGGUACCUUCUCCACCGUCUACAAAGCCGAGGACCUGCUGUACGAUCGAUAUGUCAACAACUGGGACCCAGACGCCGAAAAGGAGAAUCUCGAAAACAUAACCUCCUCCAAACAGCCGACCACACAGCACAAGCCCAAAUAUGUGGCAAUUAAGAAGAUCUACGUGACCUCCUCGCCGAACCGAAUCCUCAAUGAGCUGGAACUGCUUCACGACCUGAAAGACUCACCCAACGUCUGCCCGCUCAUCACAGCAUUCCGUCAUCAGGACCAAGUCAUCGCCAUCCUGCCUUUCUUCCAGCACAAAGACUUUCGGGACUACUUUCGCGAAUUCACCUUCGAGGAGAUGCGCAUCUAUUUCCACAGCCUCUUCACUGCGGUGGCAUCGGUGCAUGAGGCAGAGAUUAUCCACCGGGAUAUCAAGCCCACCAACUUCCUCUACUCUCCCGCCCAACGACGCGGAGUUCUCGUGGACUUUGGUUUGGCAGAGCGAGAAGGAACCGACUACCAGAAGUGCAAUUGCGAACUCGAAUCAGGCGAGAGACAGAGACGCGUCAACAAUUCUGUCUGGCACGCGACCAAACUUGCACACCACAACUCCGGCCAACCACUCCCACAACCAUCGCACCCUAAAGACGAUCCGCGCGCCUCUCGCCGUGCCAACAGAGCAGGAACUCGUGGCUUCCGGGCCCCAGAGGUCCUCCUCAAGUGCACCGCUCAAAGUUGUCAACUAGACGUGUGGAGCUGCGGCGUGAUCCUGCUCACCUUCUUGUCCAAGCGCUUCCCCUUCUUCCACUCCGCGGACGAUAUCGACGCUUUCAUCGAGCUAUGCACCAUCUUCGGCAAGAAGAGAAUGAAAGACGUCGCCAUGCUGCACGGCCAAGUCAUGCACACCAACAUCCCCACCAUCUCCGACGGCGGCCAUUCCUGGGAGAAGAUCAUUCUGUGGUGCACUAGUCGCAACAAGAGAGAGGGAGAUGGUGGCAUCAGCGAUGAGGAACGAGAAGCCAUCGACUUCAUGAAGUGCUGUCUAGAACUCGACCCGGACAAGCGUAUCACGGCAGAGCUUGCUCUGCGACACCCUUGGCUCGCAGUGGAGGAAGAGAAAGAGGAAGAGGAAGAGGAGUCUGCGCCCGGCAGCGACGAGGACCAGAUGUACGUCGCUUAA
This is a messenger RNA of Lecanosticta acicola, 1425 nucleotides long. The record is from the annotation of a GenBank genome assembly. NCBI's taxonomy places the organism in Eukaryota, Fungi, Ascomycota, Dothideomycetes, Mycosphaerellales, Mycosphaerellaceae.